Molecule: messenger RNA, 3453 nt
Organism: Microthlaspi erraticum
Lineage: Eukaryota; Viridiplantae; Streptophyta; Magnoliopsida; Brassicales; Brassicaceae
Source: the annotation of a GenBank genome assembly
AUGGAGGAUUGUUCUGAUCAAUGGCACGAUCCACUUCUCGCUCCCUCAGCUGAAAAAGCUACGGUAUCAAGCUCAGUGACUAUAAAAAUGGCAGAUCUGGAUUCAAAUUCCGAAUUGAGCAGCGAUGUUCAUAUGGAACUCUCAAGCCCAGGAUUGACGGAAAUGGAACAAUCCAGUGAUCCCAUUGCGUUAGAUGGAAAACUCGUUUUAGGGUUUCCACUAACAUCUCCCGAUCUAGUCAAUUGCGGCGCUUCACCAGAUAUCCCGAGAGGUAGCUACGGAGAAUCCCCAGAAAUUUCUAAGAAACUCAGAUUUUCGACGGAGCUUUCUCUAGAGAACGGAAUCGACGGUCCUACGACUAAAAGAGACGGCCGCAAAACUCAAUCUGUGAAGUUCUCAGCAAUCAAUCAAACAUUCGGAUUCGAGUUGUCUCCUGAGUCUUCCUUCGAGUUACCUUCUCCACCUGGAAACUUCCGGGAGAUCACAACUCCUGUGAUUAGUAUCAACUCGGGCUCUACAAGCGCGGAUGUGACUCUGGAUGAUGUAAUUUUCCUGAAGGAUGAGUUUUUCAGUGGAGGUGAAAGCUUUUCGACUGGUGCUGUUGUUGGCGAUGAGGACGAGGUUUUGCUGUAUCAAACGGCUCGGCUUGGUAAUUUCGCUUACACGUUUCAGUCGUUGGAGCCUGGGGAUUACUUCAUUGACUUGUAUUUCGCUGAAAUCGAGUUCACUGAAGGUCCAGCAGGAGUUAGAGUUUUCGAUAUAUUUAUUCAAGGAGCAAAGGUCAUAUCUGGACUUGAUUUGUUCUCGCAAGUAGGAGCAAAUACACCUCUUGUGAUUGCUGAUCUAAGGAUGCUGGUUGGUGUUGAAGGAGAGUUAUCUAUACGAUUAGAAGGAGUGACUGGAACUGCAAUUCUGUGUGGCAUUUCUAUUAGGAAAGAGGCCACGGCUACUUAUGUUGAAGACACUGGAAUGCUAGCUGUUCAAGGAAAAACUGAUACUGUUCUGUCUCUGCCACCUCAAGAUGUUGACUGCAAGAUGGAAGAAGAGACUUAUGAGAUGAGGAAUGACUGUGAGCAGCAGGAGAAAGAGAUGGCAGAGAUGAAGAGAAUGGUUGACGAACUUAAACAAGAGAAUCAACGAAAGAGUAGAGAAUGCGAAGAAGCAUUGAGUUCUCUCCGUGAGCUUCAGAAUGAGCUAAUGCGCAAGUCAAUGCAUGUUGGUUCUUUGGCCUUUGCUGUGGAGGGACAAGUGAAAGAGAAGAGCAGAUGGUUCUCUUCAUUAAGAGAUUUGACAAGAAAACUGAAGAUUAUGAAAAUGGAGCAAAUUAAGCUGUUGGAAGAGGCAUCCUCAUACAAAAUGCUAGUCCAAGAUAUCAACGAGUUCAGUUCUCACAUUCACUCCAGAGUAAAGCAGGACGCAGAAUUACUUGAAAAUCUCAAAGUCAAAUUUGUAGCGGGAGAAAAAGAGAGGAAGGAACUAUACAACAAGAUAUUAGAGCUAAAAGGAAACAUCAGGGUCUUUUGCAGGUGUCGGCCUCUAAACUUUGAAGAAAUUGAAGCAGACGUAUCAAUGGGAGUUGAUGUUGAGUCGACCAAAAGUGGGGAGGUCAUAGUCAUGUCAAAUGGGUUUCCCAAAAAGAGCUUCAAAUUCGAUUCUGUUUUUGGUCCUAACGCUUCCCAAGCUGAUGUUUUCGAAGAUACUGCUCCUUUUGCUACGUCAGUCAUUGAUGGAUACAACGUUUGUAUAUUCGCCUAUGGCCAGACUGGUACAGGGAAAACUUUUACCAUGGAAGGAACUCCAGAGGACCGUGGUGUAAAUUACAGAACACUGAAAAAUCUUUUUCAAAUAACUAAAGAGCGAGAGAACCGCUAUAAUUAUGAGAUCUCUGUCAGUGUCUUGGAAGUUUACAACGAGCAAAUACGAGAUUUGCUGGUCCCUACUUCCCAAAGUGCUUCUGCGCUGAAAAGAUUUGAGAUAAGGCAAGCGAGUGAAGGAAACCACCACGUACCAGGGUUGGUUGAAGCAAGCGUGAGAAACAUAGAGGAGGCUUGGGAUGUGUUGAAAACAGGAAGUAAUGCAAGGGCUGUUGGUAAAACGACGGCCAAUGAGCACAGUAGUCGAUCUCACUGCAUUCACUGCGUGAUGGUAAAAGGUGAGAAUUUGUUGAAUGGAGAAUGUACAAAGAGCAAGCUAUGGCUAGUUGAUUUAGCAGGAAGCGAACGGGUUGCCAAGACAGAAGUGCAAGGAGAGAGACUCAAGGAGACCCAAAACAUCAACAAGUCAUUAUCUGCUCUUGGUGAUGUCAUUUUCGCUCUUGCCAACAAAAGCUCUCACAUUCCUUUCAGAAAUUCAAAGCUCACGCACUUACUUCAGGAUUCUCUAGGAGGAGAUUCGAAGACCCUCAUGUUUGUACAAAUAAGUCCUAACGAGAAGGAUCAAAGCGAGACACUAUGCUCACUGAAUUUUGCUAGCAGAGUAAGAGGGAUAGAGUUGGGGCCUGCAAAGAAACAGCUAGACAACACUGAGCUCUUGAAAUACAAGCAAAUGGUUGAGAAGUGGAAGCAAGAUAUGAAAGGAAAAGACGAACAGAUGAGGAAAAUGGAAGAAACAAUGUUCGGUUUAGAAGCAAAGAUUAAAGAACGAGACACUAAGAACAAAACCCUUCAAGACAAGAUUAAAGAACUCGAAUCGCAACUGCUGGUGGAGAGGAAGCUCGCUCGUCAACACGUAGACACCAAGAUCGCUGAGCAGCAGACGAAACAGCAGAACGAAGACGAAAAGAGGCCUCCACUAGCAAACAUACUGUUGGCAAGCAACAACAAGACCUCAAACGAAACGUCAACUUCGAAAGAAAUGCCGAAUCUAACUCGACCGCCACUCUCAGAGAGCACCACCACAACCAGCAGCAGCAGCUCCGAUCUACCUCCUUUACCUAACGGUGGCUUCAAGUACAAUGACCUCACCGAGAAGGAGAACAAUCCAGAAAUGGCUGAGAGAUUCCAAAUACCAAAGAGAACAGGAAGAUUCUCCGUUUGUCCAAAACGUGUUCUACCACCACCAGCUCCAAGAAGAAGCUCUCUUGCCCCAACCCCGUUCUUCCCAGUCACAUCAACUUCGCCAUUACGCCCACAACGCCCAGCUAUUACAACAAACUCGCCUGAUGAAAAAAAGAGCGGUACGAGCCAGGUGCUCUGCGUCAGCCCUAAGUUGCAUAAAAGUAACGGGAAGAUGUUGAGUAGCAUACUGAGACGAAGUAUGCAAAAGAGAAUGCAACCGAGACAGCAACCGAUGAUGAGAAGAGGUGGGAUUAAUGUUGGGAUGGAGAAAGUUAGGUUGUCUAUAGGAAGCAGAGGAAGGUUAGCUCAUAGAGUUUUGCUGACAAAUGCUCGUAAAGCAGGUCUUAAGGAGACACCACUGAAACAGAUACAGAGAGAGAAAGAGAGAUGGAUCUGA